Pestalotiopsis fici W106-1 is the source of this 2601-nucleotide messenger RNA. RefSeq lists its product as uncharacterized. The transcript has a single exon. Gene Ontology annotation, molecular function: ubiquitin protein ligase binding. Gene Ontology annotation, biological process: ubiquitin-dependent protein catabolic process. Lineage: Eukaryota; Fungi; Ascomycota; Sordariomycetes; Amphisphaeriales; Sporocadaceae. The record is from RefSeq and is a predicted model, not a curated record. Bases 1 to 2601 code for a protein of 866 amino acids. Gene Ontology annotation, cellular component: anaphase-promoting complex.
AUGGCGACCGACAACAGGUGGAACGCGGGCAGGCGACGCGUCUUUCAAUCCGUCUUCCGGACCUCCAUCUCACAGCCUACGCCCUACUCCACCCCCUCGGCGCGCUUCCCCGAGAAGGGCCAGCCGUUCGGUGGUCCGCCGGUUCGCGAGCCACGGAACUGGUCCGGGGCUCCAUCACCGGACUUUACAGCCUCGUCAUCCUCGCCAGAGAGUCGCAUGGUAUCAGACCAGACGCGUUAUGACAGGUCCUGGCACGAGGUCACAUCCCGUAUCGCCCUCCCGGCCUCGGUCACCGUCGAGGACUCGUUUGGGCCGCCUCCCGACUCUCAAGAUGCCCUAGACGAAGACUUUGAUGAAGCUCUACGCAAUGUCCUGGAUCCAGCCUUUCGCCUGCCACAUGCCACCUUCAUAGAAGAUAUUCUGACCUGGCAUACGCAGCAGGUCAGGCUGCAUUUUGUGAACCACGUGCUGGCUCUCCUGACCGUCUGUGAUGGCUACGCCGAUCAGACUCAGGUGCUGUUGGGGAGCAUGCGAACCCUCGAGGCUGCCAACAGGCUCUAUCACUAUGGCCUAUCCGUCAUCAUUCGGCCAUUGCCCCAGGACCAAGCAGACCGCUAUCUCACAAAGUUUCGACGAGAUCUACACGCCCUCGUGGCCAACUCCAUGUCGGAACCGCUCACGGACGCGCUGAGGAAUGUUCUCGGUCGGCUCAUGGCUAUUGUCCUGGGUGUUGAUGUACAGGCAUCCAAGACAUCGUCAAAUCAGGUUGACGAUGCCAGGAACGAGAUAUUGCAGCUGGUGGAAUCUCUGUCCAAGUUAGGUUUGACCGGAGAGAGGUUUCAAGUCCUCUUUGCCGAGCUUCUUGACAGGAUCAUGGAGGCAUAUAUCAUUCGAACCUAUGCCGGCAAGUGGAAGUCUGAUCGAGAUAUUGGUUCGACGACAUCAGCAGACGGCCAAACUCAAAACCGGCCCUAUUGCAUCAGAGAGCUAUCGAAUUGGAUCGAGAAGGAUUUCGCCUGCCUCGCAGUGGAAGUCACCUUUCACUUGGGUGAUGUGCAACUCGCAUGGACCGAAAUCGAUUCGUGGAAGAGCAUGGCAAUUGCGCGGUUGGCAAAUUUAAGAAUUAGCGAGUUAUUCGACAUGGUCAUCAAUUGGCCACAUAGCGAGGGCGGUAUCAAUGAUUUGCGUUACACUGUCACUACAUCGGUGCGACGUCUUCGACUAACUGAUGUAUUCUCUUCUGACUUGGAGAAGCGGCUCCUACACCCGGGUCGGUCGACACUGGACAUUCUUCGCACAUAUAUAUCCAUGAUCAAGGCAUUUCAAAAGCUCGAUCACUCCAGAGUGCUUCUCGAUCGCGUCGCGUCUCGACUUCAGCUAUAUCUUUGUACACGUGAGGAUACAGUUCGAAUCAUUGUCACAAGCUUGUUGACGAGCCCCAAAGAUGCCAAUGACGAGGCACGCAAGACGAAAUUGGUCGAACUCGUGGAGUUGAUGCAGGAUCCAGACCAAAGUCGUCUGGAUCGCCAUCAGGACGAGUGGGACGAUCUCUCCUGGGUGCCUGCGCCUGUGGACGCAGGCUCAAAUUAUAGAGGACGAAAAUCAGAAGACGUGAUCGGAACUCUCAUUGGCGCAGUAGGAACACCCGACGUCUUUAUCAAGGAAUUCCAAGCCAUUGUUGCGGAACAGCUGCUCUCGGAACGCGAUGGAUUCGAACAGGAAGCGGCUGUCCUGGCUCUGCUGAAGAAGCGUUUUGGAGAGUCCGCUUUGCAGGCUUGCGAUGUCAUGCUCAAGGAUAUUCAAGAUUCUAAGAGACUGAAUAACGUAAUAUACCGUGGCGCUAUGAACAAUACGGAAAAGGCCAAGCUGGAAUGGACUACCCGCACAAAGAUUCUUUCGAGGCUUUUCUGGCCCGACAUGGGAGAGGAACGUUUCGUCGUACCCAAGAGCGUGGCUGUGAUGCAGCAGGCCUAUGAGGAUCGCUUCGAGCAUCUGAAGCCGUCGAGGAAGCUGAAAUGGCUGAACCACCUUGGCCAGGCUACGGUUGAGCUGGAAUUCCAAGACCGCACCAUAUCAGAAGAUGUUCGUACCUACGAAGCGGCUAUUAUCGAUGCUUUUGGCGAGCCUUCCAAGUGGGCAUUUGAGGAUCUAUGGCUUCACCUUCAGAUGGACGAAGACCUCUUAACUGCAGGUCUACAGUUCUGGGUGGAUAAGAAAGUUCUGCGGAAGCUUCCCGGAGAUGAGUACGUGGUAAUUGAGCGCCUCGAAGAUGCAGAGCAGCACAUGGCAUCUGUAGCACAACAGUCGGGCGCGAACACGGCAGCCUCGGCCGAUGGCAGCGCAACCAGCCCGCGCAAGGCCAAAUCCGGUAUGAGCGAAAAGGAAAAAGCACAACGGCAAGUCUACUGGCAGUUUAUUGUAGGCAUGCUUACCAACUCCAUGUCCCAAAUGCCGCUCGGCCAAAUCUCCAUGAUGAUGAAGAUGUUGAUUGCCGACGGGUUCCCGUGGAGUAACGAGGAGCUCCAGGAGUUCCUUGGUGACAAGGUGGCUGACGGGGAGCUGGAGCUCACUGGCGGCAAGUACAAGUUGGUGAAGAAGUAG